GCUGUAGUUGAGUUGUACUAGACCUGUACGAGCUGUAGACGAGUAAAAGCCGUAGUAGUGUUACGCAUUAGACACAGUGUUCCUUGUGCAAACUAAACGAUCGGACAUAAUAUUAUUUUUCUUUUCCUUUGUAAUUCGAAAAAAAAAGGAACGUGCACGAAAUUAAUCUUAAAGAUCAAAAGAAAAAGUAUUUCGUAAAUUUUAAAUAAUCGUGUCUUCUGUAAUAAAUAUAAUUAGAAUCAUAAAAAUAAGAUAAAACAUAAGAGAGAAAAAAUGGACAUUUGUAAACGUAAAUCUGAAGAAUUUUACGAGCCUUGUCAAGAUAAUAGUUUGGGGGAUGAAAAUUCUCGCCAAGGGAAGGUUUCUACUCUUAGUGAUCUCAUCGAUGCAUUGCAUGAUGCAUUUAAGACCGACCACGUGGAUAUCGAUCAUGUUCAAGAUUUAAUGGAAUCAUAUACGAGUAAUCCAUUGGAGUGGAAGAAAUAUGCUAAGUUUGAUAGACACAGGUAUACAAGGAAUUUAGUCGACGAAGGAAAUGGAAGGUUUAAUCUUAUGGUGUUAUGUUGGGGCGAAGGUCAUGGUUCGGCCAUUCAUGAUCACGCUAACGCACACUGCGUAAUGAAAGUUCUUCAAGGAGAACUUCAGGAGACACGGUACGAGUGGCCUUCUGUCUUAGAAAACAACGAUAUGACGAAAGAAUCGGAAAACGAAUUGAAAGAAAUCGGAAGGAACACGCUCAGAUGCAACGAGAUUUGUUACAUCAAUGAUUCCUUGGGAUUGCAUAGAGUUGAAAAUUCGAGCACCAUUAACCCUUCUGUAUCGUUACACCUUUAUUCUCCACCAUUUUCCACUUGUUCUAUUUUUAAUAAACAAACUGGACGCAGAAUUGCAUCUACUGUAACUUUUUGGUCCAAAUACGGAGAGAAACGAAAUCGUCAAAUCCAGAACACAAGAGAUCCCGAGGACAAUUAAUAUAUCAAAAGUUAUUAAACAAAAUAUGGCAUGCUAUCAAUUUAAUUUUAGACAAGUUAAUAAGGCAAUUAUUUAAAUAUCAAAUAUAUUUAAAUUUAUUAUUAAAAGAUACUUUUUUGGAAUACUUAAUUAAACUUAAAUGUAUGUAUAUAUUUAAAUAAUAGUAUAGAACAAUGCAUUCUUAUAAAUAAUCAUCUUGUAUCUUAAAAUAGCAUAAAAAUUGUUAUCUUUGUAAAUCGUAAUACUUAUGAUUAUAAUAUUACGAUCUAAUACACAGUAAUGCAAAAUAAAAAUAUAGUUU
This is a messenger RNA of Polistes canadensis, 1273 nucleotides long. RefSeq names its product cysteine dioxygenase type 1. Gene Ontology annotation, molecular function: ferrous iron binding; cysteine dioxygenase activity. The record is from RefSeq and is a predicted model, not a curated record. The coding region runs from base 274 to 972 and encodes 232 amino acids. Gene Ontology annotation, biological process: L-cysteine catabolic process. The transcript has 5 exons. NCBI's taxonomy places the organism in Eukaryota, Metazoa, Arthropoda, Insecta, Hymenoptera, Vespidae.